UAUGGACGUAAACGCAGUUCGUCAGAGUCAGAUGCUCGCGUUCAGGAUGUAGAUAAUGAUAGUAAUAAUCAUUCGUCUGAAGAGCAUACAACUUCUAACUCGUCAACACAACCUAGGCAAAGGAGACGACGUCGGCCAUCUACGUCGAAAUAUUGCCAUUGUCAAUCAGGAUUUUGGGUCCGGGCAGUAAAUGGUGAGCUGAAAGUCACCUCUGUUAAAACAGUGCGCAACCGUCCUUGCACAAAAGGAUAUAUUUCUGUCGAUCCAUCGAAACGACAGUUGACUUCAAGUGAACGCUUAUAUUUAAGAACGUUUCUACUGAGUAAUACACUAACUCGUAGCUUACGGUAUCUGGUUUCUUGGAAGUUCAAUAAACAGCUUACCAAGGACAAUAUAUAUCGUCAGAAUGCGUUCACAGUUGUACCCAGAUACUAAAAAUAUCAAUGACAUUUUACAGCGCGUUCAAGCAAAUACUGAAGUUAAAGUAUUCAAUGAGAAUGGGAACAUGUUUAUGAUUUUCUUCAGCCGCAGAGAGCAAAUAGCUGUUUACCACGCGUUCCCGGAGGUAAUAUGUAUUGAUUCGACUUAUCAGACCAAUAAAGUCGGUUUUCCACUAUUCCAGCUAGUGGUGGCUGAUAGUUUUGGGCAAGGGCACACUGUUAUGUAUGCUCUUUGCAGUCAAGAACGACGCGAAGAUGUCGAAAAACUAUUGGAAUGUUUUAAAGAGAUAAUGUGCGGUACUUAUGCUACACGCACUUUCAUUAUGGAUUCGGCAGCGACCGAAAUUUCGGCUGUGCAGUCUACGCACAGUCAUUCUAACAUAAUACUUUGUUCAUUCCACGUCCUGAUAGCGUUUUUCAGGAAGUUCCAAAAUCCUGAUGUGCGCAAAUGCUUGGAACACCUUGUGAAGACUAGACGGUCUGAUAUAUAUACUCGAAAGUACGAACAUCUAAGGACGCAUUUCUCACGGGCGUAUGAUUACAUAAAAGAUUACUGGAUUGCCAGGAAGUCAAUGUGGGCUCGCUGUUACCGGCGACAUGUAUUAAGCCUGGGCAACCACACAAACAACAAUGUCGAAAGUGCUCAUAAACACCUAAAAGAAUGUCUCAGAAGAGGUGAUUCCCUGCUGUUGACGUUCUGGGAAAUUCGAGUAAAACAGACAUUGACCUACGUUUGCGUCCUUAUGACGCUGUGAAGGAUCUUCAACGUUUUCCAAUUCUUCAGGUUCCAAUGUCAUUUCGAACUCUUCUAAAUGAGUUCACAUCUUUUGCAGCUAAAAUUGUAGCUGUAAAUUAUAAACGUGUUCGGACAAUGAGACACGAAUUUAUAGAAGGAGAAUACAUCCGGUGCUACGACAAGGGUAUGAUGUAUGUUGUUGAUACUUCACGUGCACGAUGUGCUUGUGAGCGUUUCAAUGACUACAUGCUGCCCUGUGGUCAUAUUUUGUAUGCACAUUCUAAAGAUCUGAUUCGUGGAGACUUAUUUCGACAUAGCAACCGGUGGACAAGAAAAUACAUGAUAGACCUGGUUCUUCGUGCGCUGGACAACAUCUCAAUCUCUACAGGGAGUGAUGAUCUGCCAGAGAAGUUCACUAGCAACUACCACUCAACCCAUGCUCUUAGUGAACCUUUGGCAAGUAAACUCAUCCGUUCAUGCCUCGAAGCAUCGGAAGACAUGCGCACAAGUGAUGAGUUCAAUCGGUGCUAAUGAUAAAGCUACAACGUCAGAAUCCAUUGUUAAUACAGACCAUAGCUAUGCUUCUUGAUAACAAGAAGUUCUAACAUUGUAAUCUUUUUACUUUUACAUAAAUUCAUUUAUAUGGC
This is a messenger RNA of Schistosoma margrebowiei, 1823 nucleotides long. Lineage: Eukaryota; Metazoa; Platyhelminthes; Trematoda; Strigeidida; Schistosomatidae. The record is from the annotation of a GenBank genome assembly.